AUGUGGGAGUUAUUUAUUUUGCUCUCUCUCUCUCUCUCUCUCUCUCUCUCUCUCUCUCUAAAUACUGUUUUCAAAUUAAUUUGCGCAGGAAUAAAACCAUUUGUGACAAUUUUCCACUGGGACUCUCCUCAAGCUUUGGAAGACCAAUACGGAGGUUUUCUAAGCAACCAUAUAGUGAGGGAUUUUGCCUUCUACGCCGAAGUCCUUUUUAGGGAGUACGGUGACAGGGUUAAGCACUGGAUCACAUUCAACGAGCCGUGGGGCUUUUGCAACAAUGGAUACUCGUCGGGAACAGAUGCGCCGGGCCGAUGCUCCCCAGACGCAGGCAACUGCACUGCCGGGGACUCGAGAACGGAGCCGUACACGGUGUGCCAUCACCAGCUACUAGCCCAUGCAGCCGCUGUUCGGGUGUACAAAGAGAUAUACCAGCCAAAACAGAAGGGUGAAAUAGGUAUAACGUUGGUGUCGCCGUGGUUCGUUCCCUUAUCCUCUACAGGACCCAAUAUUAACGCAAGGCACAGGAUCUUGGAUUUCUUUUAUGGAUGGUUUAUGGAACCGUUAACUCGUGGACACUAUCCGCACAGUAUGAGAGCUGCGCUGGGGAAUCGUCUGCCGCAUUUUACAAAGAAACAGACGAAGAUGGUGAAAGGAGCUUACGACUUCAUCGGAAUCAAUUACUAUGACGCUUUCUAUGCGUUCGAACUUCCCCCGAACAUCAGUAUUGUCCCAGUCUAUCUUAAUGAUUCUCGUGUUGGAAUAACAGGUAUAAACAAAGAUUAUAUAUAUAUAGUCCGUCUACUAUCGAUCGAGUUUUAUACUAUUACAUCUACUUUUUGAUUAUUUUCAUCCGUU
This is a messenger RNA of Ananas comosus (pineapple), 852 nucleotides long. Its product is annotated as beta-glucosidase 12-like. The transcript has 4 exons. The record is from RefSeq and is a predicted model, not a curated record. The coding region runs from base 1 to 837 and encodes 278 amino acids. Gene Ontology annotation, molecular function: beta-glucosidase activity. Lineage: Eukaryota; Viridiplantae; Streptophyta; Magnoliopsida; Poales; Bromeliaceae. Gene Ontology annotation, biological process: carbohydrate metabolic process.